AGAAUACGACCAGAUUGCCAGCUGCCAACCGAGUCAAAAAGAAGAAAUAACGGACUAUUUCGCUCAAGCACCUACAAAAUGACGUCGUUUUAUACAGUUAUCUGAUAAUAUUGACCUGCUUUCAAUGUCAAAUAUUAUAACACUGUUUAAAACGAUCUGUAACCGUGGCGAGUAAAAAAAAGCUAAAGACUGAAACAAACGAAUCUAAAUGUAAAAUACACGAUACUUUCGAAAGGAUUGAUUAUUUUCACAUUGAAGAACACAAAGAUUUACUUCAUAGUAAAUGUUGUGUUCUUUAAUUCACAAAUGUAAUUUUUCUAAAACAAUUCCCAUGUUUACUGUUCUCCUUAAAGACUGUAGACUACAUUUUUUCUAAAGACAGUGGGGAGGUACUUAUGUCUCUCUCUUGACAUCGUUAUGACUCUCUGGAUUAGCUAGCUAGGUUCCCGCACAGCUUUCUUCCCAUGUUGACAUGACAUUUCCACCACUAAGGGUUCAGCUAUUCAGAAAUAUUUUACAGCAGCGGUGACUAUGGAUACACACAAUCUAUCAAAUCAUUUAAUAAUAGAACGUUAAUUCCACGAGUGUGUUUGCGAGCUGCUUAAAUUAGCGUGGAAGCUAAUGUCAACAUAGAUUAGCUAACGUUGAGUUAACUGCGUGGAUGUGCUGUGGCUGCCAUUCGUUAUCAAUCUUAAUUAGCACCAUUUCCAUCCGUGACACCGACUGAACAACAUCGUCAAGUGAGCUGGUACUGCACCUGUCAGGAUGAGGAUUUUAAGGUUUCUGAGGAGCAGCGUGUCCAUAGGGAAGGACAUUGACUAUUAUUCCAAAUUUUCACCCUCUCCUCUUUCAAUGAAGCAGUUUCUGGAUUUUGGCUCAGAAAAUGCAUGUGAGAAAACAUCAUUCGCCUUCCUCAGACAGGAAUUACCUGUGAGGUUGGCAAACAUCAUGAAAGAGAUCAACUUGUUGCCAGACAACUUACUGAGGACUCCAUCUGUCCGGUUGGUCCAGGGCUGGUACAUGCAGAGUCUUCAGGAGAUUCUUGAGUUCAAAGACAAAAAUGCAGAUGAUGAGAAAGUCACAUAUGAUUUCACAGAUGCGGUAAUAAAAAUCAGAAAUCGGCACAAUGAUGUCAUUCCCACCAUGGCUCAGGGAGUUGUGGAGUACAAGGAGACCUACGGCACAGACCCAGUCGUCAGCCAAAAUGUUCAGUAUUUUCUAGAUCGUUUCUACAUGAGCAGGAUAUCCAUCAGGAUGUUGCUCAACCAGCACACUCUGCUCUUUGGUGGGAAGGUGAAGGUGAACCCAGCACAUCCCAAACAGAUUGGCAGCAUUGAUCCACACUGUCGUGUCAGCGAGGUUAUCAGAGAUGCCUAUGAAAAUGCACGAAACCUUUGUGACCGCUACUACAUGAACUCUCCUGAGCUGGUGUUGGAGGAAUUCUACGCCACCGAGCAGGCUAAGCCCAUCACUGUGGUCUACGUUCCAUCUCAUUUGUAUCACAUGGUGUUUGAACUUUUUAAGAACGCCAUGCGGGCCACCAUGGAGUUAUACGGCGAUGCCAUGGAGUAUCCUGCUAUCCAUACACAGGUCGCUCUGGGAAGUGAAGAUCUGACAGUCAGGGUGAGUGACCGUGGAGGAGGUGUGCCGCUGCGCAAGAUUGACAGGUUGUUUACCUACACGUACUCCACAGCUCCUCGACCCAGCAUCGACGGGGCCCGCGCCGCUCCUCUGGCUGGUUACGGGUACGGCCUGCCCAUCUCUCGACUGUAUGCCCGCUACUUUCAAGGGGACCUGAAGCUGUACUCUCUGGAGGGUUAUGGAACUGAUGCUGUCAUCUACAUUCGAGCACUCUCCACAGAGUCCAUCGAGAGGCUUCCCGUGUACAACAAGUCAGCCUGGAAACACUACAAGACGAUCCACGAGGCCGACGACUGGUGUGUCCCCAGCAAAGAGCCCAAGGACAUGACAACAUUUCGCAGUUUCUAGAUCCAAAUGGCUGUGGUAAAGUGUGCAAGUAGAGGUUGUUGUAAAUGAAUGCUGGUGGGUGUGUAAUGGUAAUUUAUCAGUUGAGAUUUCUUUGUACAGAAAGUAAAAGAACAAAGUUUUAGUGGCAUAUAUUUUACAUAGAACAAUAGUUUUGUUAUGAGGAAGAUUUUGGAGUGCAACAGCCCUCAAUUAACUUACUCCUAUUUGUACUUUCCGCUAAUGUUAAUGAGUGGCACAAACCAGGACCAGGGUUAUGGAAAGCCCAACCAAUACUGGAUUUUUGAGGCUGAUAGUAUUAUUGAUAUUUGAACAUAUUGGCCGCUAUUAGGUUUUUAUUUUAACAUAAUCACAUAACACAAACAUUUUCAUUAAGGAUCCCUUAAAUAUGGUUAUUAAAGAAUUGUGAGGAUGUCCUGAGCUGACGUAUCUGUCAGUGCUCUCUGGUGGACAAACUAUGUAAAUGACCUCGAACAUAUUUUGGCAUUUCUGUACUGCAAUUUGUUCUUUUACAACCAACAUAUAAAUAACUAUACAUCUGUGAUAAACUAAAAUCAGCUCAUGUAAACGAAAUAUCAUUUUUUGACGCUUUGAUUCCAUGUAACCAAGUCUCAGCAUGGGAAAUCUCAAAACCUCACUAACUGAAACUAUCUGCAUGGUUAGAUAGCGUGAAGGAUCAGAGGAAAAGUGCUUUUGUAAUUUGGGUGAGCUCAUCCUUUAAGGUAUGAACUGUGUUUGUAUUGACAAAUUGUCUUUACAGUUAGUCGCUCUGCUGGUUUAAGGCUCUCUUAAUUGCUUAGCUGCUUUUAUUUUGCUGAAAGUUGACCUUUCAACUGUUACAGUCUGUUUGUGUAGAGGUUGUUCAGCUCUGCGCGUCUCUUCUGCGCCGUGUGAAGUUGGAUACUUUGUAAGAAAAGGAAAACUUGUUACACAGUUGGUUGCUGCUUGUUUUUAAAUCUACUGAAAAGUCUUUGAAUAAAAUGUUUUAGGGCAUUUCUUCUUCAGUUGGACAUGUAUACAGCAACGUGAUCAAAAAAGUAUUAAUUUGCCAUCUGUAAAGAGCAAUUUUGCACCUAUUGUUUUACUGUAUGUGACAAGGAAACUGAAUAAUUUAAAUUCAAUAUGUGACACGUUUUAUUGGGUUUGCAGUGUAUUUAGUUGUCUUCUUAAAUUCUCAGUUAAUUUCCAAAUAAGGUGCUGCAAAUUUGUAUUGUCACUUACAGUAUAAAAGCAAAAUACAGUAUUUAGGUUGUUGUUAAAUAAGCUAUACAUUAUAUUUUCCAUGUUACACUGAAGCAGUUAUGCUGUAUGGAUCAUGUUCAGUAAGAAAUAAAUAUCUCAAACAGAUUCUUGUCAAAAAUCUGUAUGUAAGUGACAAAUGUGGAUGGUGAUGGAAACUGAUCAGUUCUUUGUGUCACUAGAUAUAAUGCUGCUUAUGAUCACAGAUACAGUACAGUGACUGCUGUUCAAGUUGAAUGCUAACAUAAUUUACUUGGUGCAUUGAAAUAAAACCAUUGCUACUGUGGGAAUGUUA
Siniperca chuatsi (mandarin fish) is the source of this 3520-nucleotide messenger RNA. It is a transcript of the gene pdk1, whose product is annotated as pyruvate dehydrogenase kinase, isozyme 1. The record is from RefSeq and is a predicted model, not a curated record. The transcript has 11 exons. Gene Ontology annotation, cellular component: mitochondrion. Bases 766 to 1989 code for a protein of 407 amino acids. Gene Ontology annotation, biological process: regulation of glucose metabolic process; protein phosphorylation. Gene Ontology annotation, molecular function: pyruvate dehydrogenase (acetyl-transferring) kinase activity. Lineage: Eukaryota; Metazoa; Chordata; Actinopteri; Centrarchiformes; Sinipercidae.